UGAAAAUGCACUCCCAAUCUAACAAAAAGUUAUCAUUAAUUAAAUGUUUGUUUAUUUUAUUUAAUGGUAUUUGGUUUUUGCUGGGAUUAGCACUGGUAGUGAUGGGAACUAUACUUAAAGUUAAUUAUAAAUUAAUUAUUGGCGACGGUAUGGAAAUGGUUAUAAAGGAGUUACCAAACUCUAUGGUAAUAAUAUUUAUGUCAGUGGGCGCUGUCAUUGUUAUGGUCUUCAUGAUAGCCAACUGUGCCGCUAUUGUUAAUGACUACCGAUUGUUAUAUUUUUUUGGUGUUAUUAAUGUACUCUUAAUAUUAGUCCAACUGAUUGCCAUCACAUUAGCCGCCCGUUUCUCAAAUGAAUUGGCAGAUAUCGGUGACAAACGUAUCACAUAUGCUAUAAAACACUACAAAGUUAUGGACACAUAUCAAGAGGUUAACCAAAUGUCAGACAUCGAUCACUUACAAUAUGUAUUAAGAUGUUGUGGGUCUCAUAAACCUGAGGACUGGCAGCUUAAUGAACGCUUCAAUCAAACUCCAAUCAAAUAUCCUUUUUCCUGUUGUCACGACUUAAAGCCUACGCUAUCGGACUGUAAUUCCCGUAGAGUUAGCCAAACACCGGGAUGUGUUGAGGCCAUCACUAAUAGAUAUAGUUAUCGAGUAUUAAGUUUAAUAGUAAUAUCCAUACUCUCUAUAAUUAUACAAAUCAUACUCAUUGUAAUUGCUUAUAGAUUAGGAAAAGGUUUCUAUAAUUACGAAACUAUUUAA
Molecule: messenger RNA, 761 nt
Organism: Oppia nitens
Lineage: Eukaryota; Metazoa; Arthropoda; Arachnida; Sarcoptiformes; Oppiidae
Product: tetraspanin-19-like
Exons: 1
Coding region: 6-761 (251 amino acids)
Cellular component (GO): membrane
Source: RefSeq, a predicted model, not a curated record